AUGGGGUGCACAGGACAGAGGAGGAACACUGGAUCCUGUGUGGAGGACGCCCAGCGGGAGAGCAGCGAAACCCCUCCAUCUGUCGAAGCAUCUCGGUGCAGCCACGCUCCGAUCUGGAUCUCUUCCCUGGCGUACAAAGAGCUGAUGUGUCCCCACCGCCUCACCCUCUCCCCCCCCCCGCAGGUGUCGGAGCACGCUGAGCUCUCCUGGAUCCUCGGCUGUCUGACCUCCAUGCCCCGCCUCCGACACCUGCCGCAGUGGAAGAUGAAGAGCAAACAGAAGAAUGAGGGCAGUGUCGGUCUCUUCACGUAUCCCGUCCUCCAGGCUGCAGACAUUCUCCUCUACAAGUCGACUCACGUGCCCGUCGGAGAGGAUCAGGUCCAACAUCUGGAGCUGGCGCAGGAUCUCGCUCGGAUCUUCAACAACCGCUACGGAGAUCUGUUCCCCGAACCCGCAGCGCUGCUCAGCUCUACACGAAAGGUCAAAUCCCUCCGCGACCCUUCAGUCAAAAUGUCCAAAUCCGACCCGCACGCCAUGGCGACCAUCAGCCUCACGGACUCCUCGGACGACAUCGCCCUCAAGCUGCGUCGCGCCGUCACCGACUUCAACUCGGAGGUGACCUUCGACCCGGAGACGCGGCCCGGCGUGUCCAACCUGGUGACGAUCCACGCUGCCAUGGCGAUGAUCGGCGUGGAGGAGGCGGUGUCUCAGGCCGCCGGGCUGGACACGGGGGCUUACAAGAGGCUGGUGACUGAGGCGGUGAUCCAGAGGGUUACACCAAUCAGAGAGGAGAUCCAGAGGCUGAGGGCGGACCCCCAACACCUGGAGGGGGUGCUGCGGGAGGGGGGCUGCCGGGCGCGAGAGUUAGCUGCACCCGUCCUGAGGGAGGUCCGGCAGAGGGUGGGCUUCUCCUGAGAGGAGCUGGGAGAAUAGAGCUGGGUUUAAACUGCAGGAUGGACUCAGAUCUGCUGCUGACAUCACGUUGUAUUCCUGUGACAAAUAUCAACACACAAUACAUGGACACCAAACAUUUAACAUAACAGCACAAUCAGUGAGAGAAAAGCUGCUCAAAGAGCCUUCAGCGUGCAUCUGAUCUGGGAUCAGCUCUGUGUUUACUGUGAGGAUUGACUGGAGCACAAAGGAUGCUUCAGUCUGACUUGAGAGCUGGGUCUAAACUGCAGGAUGGACUCAGAUCUGCUGCUGCUGACAUCAAGUUUUAUUUCUGUGACUGUUAACAUCUCCAGGAUGUUCAAGGCUGGAACUCAUGAGAGCAACAUGUGGUGGAAGCAAAGCGGAAAGGAUUCAAACGUCGUGACUUGAAACUGAUUUGCUGGUGAUAUUUUGCCCUCUAUGUUUGUCUUCUUUCUUUGUCUCAUUUAAAUGAACGAGGGGGGAACGUCGUUUAAAGCAAUGCUAAUGUUGGUCUUCUCCAUCCAAACAAGACAACAUGUCUCUUUUUGUUUCUGCACAUGUACACUUCUUUUUAAGACUCUGCUACUUAUUUAUCUAAUUGUCUUUGGAGUUUUAAAUGUAUGUGUUUUCCAGAAUACCACAUGCUAUUCUUUACAGUAUCUUGUCUUUAUGCUUCUUGAUGCUAACGGCUCUCAGCCAAUCUGCCGUGCCACUAAAAUCUAGGAAACUUUAGAACAAUAUAUUCAAAGACGUAACUUAUAUAGUCAUACAGCUCUUGAACAGUGUCCGUCAUGCACAACAGAGAGGUUAAAUAAAAACCAAUGAUAAAUGAGUGAAGGAUUGUCUCGUCUCGCUGCAUGAAACUCUUCAGGA
Notothenia coriiceps (black rockcod) is the source of this 1785-nucleotide messenger RNA. It is a transcript of the gene wars2, whose product is annotated as tryptophanyl tRNA synthetase 2, mitochondrial. Gene Ontology annotation, molecular function: ATP binding; tryptophan-tRNA ligase activity. The record is from RefSeq and is a predicted model, not a curated record. The transcript is spliced from 5 exons. The coding region runs from base 1 to 915 and encodes 304 amino acids. Gene Ontology annotation, cellular component: mitochondrion; mitochondrial matrix. NCBI's taxonomy places the organism in Eukaryota, Metazoa, Chordata, Actinopteri, Perciformes, Nototheniidae. Gene Ontology annotation, biological process: mitochondrial tryptophanyl-tRNA aminoacylation.